Molecule: messenger RNA, 8984 nt
Organism: Epinephelus fuscoguttatus (brown-marbled grouper)
Lineage: Eukaryota; Metazoa; Chordata; Actinopteri; Perciformes; Serranidae
Product: junctophilin-1-like
Exons: 7
Coding region: 266-2302 (678 amino acids)
Cellular component (GO): sarcoplasmic reticulum; junctional membrane complex; plasma membrane
Source: RefSeq, a predicted model, not a curated record
GGUGGGAGAGUCUUCUCUUUCAACACUCAGCAUUGAGCGACCAUAGCAGCCGUCGUGGCGGCCGCCUCUCACCCUCCCACGCCCCGCUUUCAAUAACUGACAGCGCACUGCUGAUGCGCUCAGCCGCCACCGCUCCCUGCUUCCUCACACCACCGCUGAGAGCUCGCAUUCUCACCGGGGCUUUCCUGUCAUUAUCACCGCGCAUCUCGCACACCCUGGACUUCAUAAUAAGCCACACAAUAGUCCUUUUACCCUCCGUUUCUUAAUGACGGGCGGUCGGUUCGACUUUGACGAUGGUGGCACCUACUGCGGAGGCUGGGAGGACGGCAAAGCCCACGGCCAGGGUGUGUGCACCGGACCCAAGGGCCAGGGCGAGUACUCAGGCUCGUGGUCCAACGGUUUCGAGGUGGUUGGCAUCUACACCUGGCCCAGCGGCAACCUGUACCAAGGCUACUGGGCGCAAGGGAAACGCCACGGACUCGGCGUGGAAACCAAGGGGAGGUGGAUUUACCGGGGGGAGUGGACUCACGGGUUCAAGGGUCGGUACGGAGUCCGGCAGAGCCUGAACAUACCGGCCAGGUACGAGGGCACCUGGAGUAACGGACUUCAGGACGGAUAUGGCGUGGAGACAUACGGUGAUGGAGGUACGUACCAGGGUCAGUGGACUGGUGGGAUGCGUCAUGGAUAUGGCGUGCGUCAAAGUGUUCCAUACGGUAUGGCCUCUGUCAUCCGCUCACCUCUACGAACUUCACUGUCUUCCCUCCGCAGUGAGCAGAGUAAUGGUACAGUACUGCGUGACAGCCUAUCUGACAGCCCUGCUGGUACACGAGGUGGAUUUGUACUCAACUUCCACUCAGACGGAGAAGGUUCAGAAAAAAAGAAGGGACUUUUUCGCCGUGGCUCCCUCUUUGGGAGCCUUCAGAGACUACGCAAAUCAGACUCACGCUCAUCGAUUUCCAGUAAACGCAGCUCAGCACACAGUGACACCACCAUGAGCCGCAUCAGUUCAAGUGAUGCCAACUCAACUAUCAGCUAUGGAGAUGGAGACUUGGGUGAUGAUUACCUGCCUCUGGAGGACAAUGUGGAUGCCACCACCACUGAGUCUUAUAUGGGAGAGUGGAAAAAUGACAAGCGCAGUGGCUUUGGUGUCUCUGAGCGCUCCAAUGGCAUGAAGUACGAAGGCGAGUGGUUGAACAAUAAGCGCCAUGGCUAUGGCUGCACUGUCUUUCCUGAUGGCACCAAGGAAGAAGGAAAGUACAAGAACAAUGUGCUUGCCCGGGGCAUCAGAAAGCAGCUGAUCCCACUGAAGAACACCAAGACCAAACAGAAGGUGGAUCGAGCUAUGGAGGGAGCAGUGAGAGCAGCAGCUAUUGCCAGAACUAAAGUAGAGAUUGCCAUCUCCAGGACUGCCCAUGCCCGGGCCAAAGCAGAGGCUGCAGACCAGGCUGCACAGUCAGCCAGUCAGGAUUCAGAUAUUGCCAGAGCUGUGGCCAGAGAGCUUUCCCCCAGCUUCCAUCAGCCAGGUCCUGACUACAUACGGCAGAAGUAUACUGAGCCAGUAGAUGUGAAGGAGGGUGCUGAGGAGGAGAAACAGGAGAAAUCACCAUCAGGGAGUCCUCAUUUUUACCGGAAAGGCACAACACCCAACCAGUCUCCAUCUCAGAGCCCAGGUCCCAGCCCCAGUCCUUCACCCACUGUUAUGAAAAAGUCAUUUUUCAGCAGUAAAACUUCUGCCAGCAUUGCUCCAGCAAAGCCUACUGGGACAGAGAACAAAACCCAAACAGCUGAUUCUUUGACAGCAGGCAUAACAAAGGCAGCAUCAAAACUUUCUCUCAGACAGGAAGUGAGGCAACAGGAGGCUCUUCCAGCUGUCAAACCAGCUGUUACCACAACACUCAGCAGUUACCCCAGCAAUGGGCAGAUUCACUCCCAGUACCACGGUUACUAUGUCAAGGCAGAUGUCAAGAUUCCGCCUCCAGAGGAACCAAGUAGUGUGGAGGAUGACCUUCACCCAUCAAGUCUUGCACGCUUGCCGCCACCUGCCAAACAGAUUUGGGCACCAGCUUUAAAAUCCCUGCCAGCCCCCAACUCUUCACCAGAGAGCACCAAACCACCAGAACCUCUCAAGCCAAAAAAACAGGAAUCAACCAAACCAAAGAGCCUCGCAGAAACCAAGAAAGCUAGUGUGGAAAUACCCCCAGAAAUUGUAGAAGAGGAAUCAGGUCCGAACUCGAUCUUGGUGGCACUAGUGAUGCUGUUGAAUGUAGGUCUAGCUAUCAUUUUUGUCCAUUUCCUCACCUGACCAAAUCCGAACUCAGUGGACUCAUCCAAACUAGUCGCCCAAGUUGCUAACUCUCCAUCACCAAAGAGGCCUUUAAAAAAAUGGUGCCCCUCAAAAUGGCAGACACGGCCAAAAGAAGGACUGAAAAUAGACGAGUGAAGGAAGAGAAGAAGUAAGAAGUUGGGGGGGGGGGGGGGGGGGUCACAUGGAGCAGAGAGAAGGAAAUAAGCAGAAAGAAAUAUGAAACCUCCUCUACCACCCACCUCCCCACCCCCUUUCUCUGGAUGGACUGGAUGACUGUCUUUGGUGCCCGAGUCCAACUUGGCUGGACUAGUGGUGAUUUGUGACUUCACUUAGGGUGCAUUGAAAGCUGAAGCAAGCAGUUGCUGGUUGGAGAUGGGCCGCUGAGCCCCAACUAUGGAUUCUCUAUCAGGCUUAGAAAUAACAGAAGGCCUGGAGAGUUGAAUGAAUGUGAGUGGGUGUGAGGCCUAGCAUCUCUACUGCCUAUAAAUGCCUGCAAUGUGUGUGUCUGUUUGAAGCUCCAUUUCCAUCCAACUGUUCAGCAAAGUUGAAGCUUUGAAAUGCUGCGAUAAAAAGUUUGUACGUCAUGUAGCUGAGUGAAAGAGAAUUUGUAUCAUGAAUGAUCUACCAGAAGAAUGGAGAGUGCCUUUACAUUGUUGAUUAAUAAUGGAAAAGUAAUUAUUGCCAGUGUUGGACAUACACCAUGUUAAUAAUUGAACUACCAUCAGAUAGGCUACCUCCAGUUUGGAUAAACAAUAGCACAUUUGCAGGUUGUGGCAAUCAGAAAGCCAGUGUUGUACUGUAGUGCACUUUAGUUAAACUGUUCACCAGGGCCUUUCUUAUUCAGUCAAUCCUGCCUUUGAGCCGCCAUCUGCUGCAUAAUGUGAUCAAUAAGAAACAAUGCUCUGCUUCAAGUGAGCCUGAAGAAGAUUUUGCAGAGGACUUUUUGUUGAAUCUUGCUGCUUUAACUUGUCUCCCACAUCAAAAUCCACAAAAUUAUUUGGAUGGAAACCAAGUUUGUGUGUAUUUCAGUGUAUUUUACACGUGUCUGCUUCAGCUGUCUGUGUGUGUGUGUGUGUGUGUGUGUGUGUGUGUGUGUGUGUGGGCAGGGGGGGACUGGAUAUGUUCAGAGAUACAUUUGAGCUGAUGGAAGUCAACAGCUGCCAUGCUAUUUUACAGAGUGACGUGGUGGUGGGUGAGAAGGGCCCAGGCAGGAAUGCAAAGCGCUCAGCUUGUUCUCCCUCUGCCAUGUCCUAAGAGAGUGGCUCUAUUUCUAUCAGUCUGUCUACUGAUCUGUUCAUAUCUGUUUUUAUCUGUGUCUAUGGGUCUCAGAGCCUGCCAUUUUAUAUACCACAUCAGGUGCACAUUAGACAAUCAGAGGGAUUUAUAACACUUGUAAAACAUAUCCACAGCCUCGUAGUUUUUAAAAAGGUUCAUUGCAUUCACUCUGUGUUAUUCCAUAGUGCAUUUCCUACUUGCAGUCUGGUGUCAAAGUCUUUCAGUUAGUGGAUGAAAGAUUGUUUUUGACAUGACCUUCACUGAUACUUAGCAAUGAACUAUAAAUUUACAUUUCUAUAUUUCUUACACAGUCUGAGUUUAAUUUAACACUAGCUCAUGUAUCCUUGUGAUAGAACAUGGAGUAUGAUAGCUGUAUAUACCAUAUUAGAUUUUCUUUAACUCAGCCAAGUUCAAUACAUUUCGAUAAACUCCCUGAAUUUGUAAGGUGUAAGCUAAACUCUCUGCUUGAACAUGUUUCAUGGUCAAGUUCAGUUGUGUUAUUGUCGUAAUGUAGUUUUGUAACAAUUAUUCUGAUGAGUGCCUGAGAAAUUGGAGAACAGUGCACUGUAGAUACAGAUAGUAAACACUACAUAACUUCUUUAUGUCUGAAAGAAUUAGGAAGUUAUCACCAGGUCAUUACGAUAAGACGCACACAGUGGAAAUAAACACAACUGAAAUUAUGAAUGACAGUCACAACUGAAUGUUACAGGAUACUUGUUGAAUGCCUGGGUUGGAUUGUCACCCCUUUUCCACCAACAUGGAACAGACAGUUGUUUGAGAGUUUGUUUUCAUUCUUCCAGAUCACAACAAAAGGUAGAAAUGUACCAUAGUUGCAUGUGUAAUUCAUGUUCAGAGUUGUAAUAUGAAGAGAGAUAAAAGGUGUGCAGCCAUCAUCAGCAAAUUUGCAGUUAUGCAUGUGCAAAGCACGAGGCUUGAUUCCCUGGGCGUAGAUACUGAAUAACUGGGUCCAUGUCAUUGGUUCGACAGCCCAUUGGUUCGACAUCCCAUUAGUCCGACUGUCCACGGUGCUGAACGGCUCGCGGCGGGCGUAUGGUGCGCUGCGACCAGCUUGAGGCGGAGCAGGCUCACGGCUUAUGUGUUUGUCACUUUCUUUUUCAUUUUAACCCACACCAUGAUCUUUUCCUGACCCUAACCAAGUGGUUUUUGUGCCUAAACCUAACGAGACCUUAACUACAGGGCAUCAUGAUGAUUUGGGAACGGACUUAGGAACAAUGAGUUUAAUAUGGUCGGAACAAUGGGAUGUCGAACCAAUGGGCUGUCGGACCAAUGGGCAGUUCCUGAAUAACCCAGAGAACAGGACUGAAACAGAGCAUAAACAUGGUGUAAAGCUGCUCUUUUAUACACAAGGUCUCAAACUCCUUUUCCACAAUAUUACCUAAGUUACCAUGAUGACCAUGUACUGCACUAGUGAAAUGAAUCUUCAAAGGUACUGACCUAGAGAGGAGUGCUGUUAAGCGUCUCACACUGUGCAGUGACACACACUUCCACUGGUGUCUGUGAAGUGUACCAGUAUCCAAAAACAGUUGAUCCAUAAAUGACACAGUACUUGCUACUAUUCAUUUUUGUUUAAACUAUAUGUUAUAUAGCGUACUACAUAGUGGAAUAUGCGAACCCUUAAGGACAGCUAUGCUUGUGAUUCAUUUUUAGUUAUAGUUCAAUACUCUGUAUGUUAGAACAACAAGCCAAUAUGUCAACAUGUCAGUGGUUGAUAGACUGUAUUUUAUGGGUUUGUAUUUUACAAACAAUUUCUAUUAAGUUAUGGCUCUGUCCAGGAAACUUCUCAGAAAAAUAAUUAGGAAUUCACUAACAUGAAAAAUAAAGCAUUACUGUGAUGGGAUAGAUUUUAAUAUAUACAGUGUACAGUCAGGUAUACCUUCAACAACAUGUAUUAUUGUAUUGUUAAUUGUAAUCGAUUUGUUUUCUAGUUAAUAAAUUUACAUUCUGUGGAUUGUAUCUGCAGAUUAAUUCGAUCAGUUAAUGAUUGCUCACAUUCAGAUCUAGAUUCAUGGGUUGGAUGAUGUUGAUAACUUUGCCUCAUCAUCAUCAUUUUAAAUUCACAUCUGGGACACUACUGCUUAUGGCUUGUUUGCAAUCACAUGAAUAUAUGAUGCACAAUAUUUAGAUGGAGAACAGGAAGUAAUAAAUCCAUACACUGUGUGAAUCGGAAAUAGAAUUAAGUGACAACAUAAAAGGGUUAGAUGAACCUGCAGAGAGCAGGUAUGGUCAGAAAAUUGAAACUCAUGUUGGACGUAAGCCUGAAAAAAAAAAGAUAUUUCACACAAUUUGAACGAUUUGCCUGGAGUGAACAGUGUUACUAACAUUACAUGGUUAGCUAGUGAAAGCGUACAAGAAUCCAGUGGACUAUAACUAAUUUGUCAGUUUGGUGUGCAGAUGCAUCUACGACUGAAAUAACUGCUGUCGUUUUUGGUCGGGUGCGUGAAUGUGCUUGAUUGUAACUGUCUUUAUAUUUCAUCUCUGUACAUGGAUGCGCUGCUGUCAGGCUAACGUUACUAGUUGAUGUUAGCUAACUUUCGCUACUGUUUUCUACCUACUAGGUCAGCUGUUUCCAGAGGUCUAGAGAAAUGCUGUUAUUAAUCUGGGCCAGGACUAACAACACAGAAAAGUUGUCAAAGCACAUUGUAAUUGCAUCCAACUCGUGGCAUGUUUAACACAAUGUUAUAACGCUAACAUGACAUUAGUUGACUCAGCUCCUCCAGUCCUCCAGACUUAAGAGGUUUUUGAUCCUCCUCUGCCGCUGUUUCUCAAUGACUCAUUUGUUUUCACUUCUCCACUUUACGUCCUACUAUUUCCAGUACUUAAAGUAAUUUGAUCGAUUUGUUACAGUCGUAAACAGUGUGGAUUCUAAGCAUUUGUGCGAGCAAGUGUUGGUUGUCUUUGCGUCCAGUUUUCUACCCUCCAUCUGGACAGCAUAGUGAUGUAUAACCUCAUAUGCAAAGAAGCUAUAAGAAUAGUGCAAUAAUUGUUCCAGACCAAGAAAGGUUCCCUGGAAAUGUUGUUUGUCCUAGAAUAUGAUACUGAACAGUAUAUGAAUAUGAACAGUUCUCGUGAUCGUAAUUUUAGUCUCAGACAAGUGGCGAAUAAUUUGCAUAACCCACUCAGACAUGUAGGUUUAAGACAAAGAACAGCAACUGUCGAAGCCAAGAGUGAGAUUAGCUUUCAUUUGUAUUUGAGAACUGCAUUUCUCAACAGUAUCAGCUUUGAGAGCAUUAUAUUUUGAGUUAUAUGUCAUGAUUUUCCAGAUGUUUUUAAUUUAUUUGAAGCUGCUGGUGUGCAUAUGAUGGUUGCAAAAUAAAGUUUUUACUCUUUGAAAUCAGCCACUAACAGGCAUGAUGCUGUGUUGAAUAUUUGUAUGUAUUUGGAUGCAAGGUCUUAAAUCUGUUUCCACCCUAAUUACAGGAUUUAGUGUAACUUAUUUUUUGUUAUAAUAUGAUUGUGGUGGCUAUUUUUAGCAUGAAGAUAGAAGUUGGUUUUCUUUUGUUAGUUUGGAUGUCAGAACAAAGUCUGCGUGUUCAGUCAGACAGAAAUCAGAGUUUGGAAUGGACUGCGGAGGUUAAAGUCAGUAUUUGAAACUCCUUUGCAACCUCAGUCCUAACAAGGCUGCAAUGUGGUGCCUACGGUGCAUUUUUAGAGUAACAACAACAAUAUGUUGAUUUUUUUGUUCUUUAAGGCAGGAUGGACCCUCUAGCAAUACAAUGGCAAACCUUUUUGCAUAAGGUCUUAAAUAUCAUGUAACAUAAGACACAUAAUACAUAGAGAAUUUUCACUGAAAAUGUGGUGUAUUGGAGCCUUGUACACAUCUAAGAUUGGUAAACAUUAAAGAGAUUUUCUUUUUCCAGUUUGAGGGUCUGGGAAUUCCCAGUUGACAGCUUCUUAUCAAAGCUAGGUUCCACUUUGCAUUGACCUAUCACCAGAAAGUGACCUUUCAGGGAAUAAAUUAAACGAAAAGCAUUACAGCAAGUGGAGUUUAGCCUAAAGGUAUUGCUAAUUGCUUGUAUUUAGGGAUGUGUAUUAUAAAGAAGGAUGCUUUGUAUUGUACGUAGAAGCAACAAAGAUCUGAGAUCAGGUGCAGUCAGACAGCAGAUGAACAGCAGACCUUAGGUUGAUUAUGUGUUAGAAUCUUUCUCACUUGAAUUUGUUGUCAUUGUUGUGGAAGAAGAUGGUGUGGUGUUGAACGCCUGUUGUCUGUGCUUCAGUGUCUGCAGUUAUAUGGCUCUUGUGAGUGGUGCUAUGCUAUUGUAAAUGGAACACUGGAGCUUAAAUGUAUUGUAAUAAGUGAAAAGAAUCAGCAUUAUGGUAUCAAAACACAUAGUUCACAUGCAAAUGCAUUUAAAUGCGUACCACAAUCCUACAGCGUGUACUCCAUGUUUAAUUCGCAGCUGUUGUUACAGAAAAUAACAUGAUUCUCAUCCCGAAAACUUUCUAUAGAUGUAACAUCCUGUCUCAUUGUAUUAAGUGAUAUGCAGUGUUAAGGCCUUCAAAUGAAUAGACAGCAUUUCAGCUUGCCAUUUUAGCAACAUGAGCACACAAAACAGACCUUUGUGCUUUUUUAAUGCAGUGCUAUUUUCAGCGUCAAUGUUGGCUCAUGUUUGGGCCUUCCUUCUGCCUUCAUCGGUGUAGCUGAUCAUAUGCUAAUCCUUGAGGAAGGCCUGUGGUGGGCGCAAACAUAUGCACUUCAUAAAUAGAACAUAGGUGAUUUUGUCAUGAACUUUCAGUUCCUUUACUGGAGUGUGGGUGUUGUUGAGUUUUAAGCAGAGAAAAAUACUAACAUGCUUUACUCAGGUCUGAACUUAGAGAGAAAUAAGGCUGUAGUUAGAGAAAGAAAAAUACAAAGAAAUGAUUGGUCUGAUAAAAUGUUAUAUCUGAGGAGAUCAGGAAAGAGUAGGUGAGAGGGAUGUUUUUGUGGACUGCUUUAUAAUUGGCAGCAUAUUUAACAUUAAAUCUGGGUUAUUCAUUUCAUGAGAGCAGUUAGCCUGGAGCUGGGUUUAAGCUUAUCUGUGAAAUAGGUGUUGACUAUGAAUUUUGUGACAAAUCAAGUUUUUAAUGUACAUACAUCUGUGUAUGGAAUUAGCUCCAACAUCUAUUUGUACAGUGUAGUUCCUACUUCCCCAACAGGACAAUCUCUCAUGAAUGACAUCUGAAAUAAAAAUGACAACCCUUUAUUUUUGUCUCUAUAUUGAAUUUUGCAUGACUGUAUAUUGUGUUUGGUUUGAAGGCAUUUCUAAAACUGUUCAUGACUGUAUAUUGAAUAUUGCUGCUGGUGAUACACUGCACAUAUUGUUAUUUUUCAUGACAUUUUUUUUGUCUUUCGUUUUUUUGGCAGUUGAUUCUGUGGAGAUAAAUUAAAAAGGCAGUUUACAUUUUA